Molecule: messenger RNA, 5045 nt
Organism: Danio aesculapii
Lineage: Eukaryota; Metazoa; Chordata; Actinopteri; Cypriniformes; Danionidae
Gene: kirrel1b
Product: kirre like nephrin family adhesion molecule 1b
Exons: 15
Coding region: 199-2592 (797 amino acids)
Biological process (GO): cell-cell adhesion
Cellular component (GO): cell-cell junction
Molecular function (GO): cell adhesion molecule binding
Source: RefSeq, a predicted model, not a curated record
UGAAAAACUGAGGUUUGCUGAAAGAAAGGUUUUUCCAGCGGCGCGUCCACACUGCUGAGAGGAAAAACAGAAACGCGCGCUGAAUGAACGCAGACCGCGAGUACGCGCGCGACAUUAUCGGCACCGGUUCGCGGGGUUUCAGAGUCCGGCGUGAAGAAGAUGAAUUGACGGUGUGUCUUCUGAGUGACAGAGGCGGAGAUGGGCUUCAGCAUGACCUGCCUCUGGAUUUUAACUCUGGCCAUCAUCAGCGUUCACAGAGUGUUCAGCGGGCCACGGUUUUCUCAGGAGCCGGCAGAUCAGUCUGUGGUGAUCGGCGAGAGGGUGGUUCUGUCCUGCGUCGUGUUUAACUACACCGGCAUCGUACAAUGGACCAAAGACGGCCUCGCUCUUGGAAUCGGAGAAGAUCUAAGGGCAUGGCCACGGUAUCGUGUAUUGCGUAUAAUGGACGUUGGGCAGUAUAAUCUGGAGAUCACGUCAGCGGAUCUGACCGAUGACUCCCUGUACGAGUGUCAGGCCACUGAAGCUGCUCUGAGGUCCAGAAGAGCAAAGCUCACAGUUCUGAUUCCUCCUGAUGGUCCUAUAAUUGAGGGAUCUCCAGAGAUCCUGUUGACAGCAGGAACCUCAUUUAAUCUCACCUGUGUGUCUCGAGGAGCAAAGCCAAUGUCAACAAUUGAAUGGUACAAAGAUGGGAUCAUAGUGGAGGGAGCUCAUACCAGCACUGAGGUGUUAUCGGACAGGAAAAGGGUGACCACAAAAAGUUUUCUAGAGAUCCAGCCAAUGGACACAGACACUGGACGUAAUUUCACUUGUGUGGCCUCAAACCUGGCUGCUCCACUGGGGAAGAGAUCUACUGUCACCCUCAACAUCCACCAUCCUCCUACAGUGAUUUUGUCCAUAGAGCCUCGCUCAGUUCUUGAAGGAGAGCGAGUUAAGUUCACCUGCCAGGCCACUGCCAACCCUCCUAUAAUGGGCUACAGGUGGGCUAAAGGUGGCGUGAUUCUGGAUGGAGCAAGAGAAAGUGUGUUUGAGACGACAGCAGAUCACUCGUUCUUCACUGAGCCGGUGUCCUGCCUGGUGUUUAAUGCAGUGGGCAGCACUAACGUCAGUAUAUUAGUGGACGUUCACUUUGGCCCAAUUUUGGUGGUGGAGCCGAGGCCUGUAACAGUGGACGUUGACUCUGAUGUCACACUCAACUGUAAAUGGUCAGGAAAUCCUCCACUUACCCUCACUUGGACCAAAAAAGGCUCCAGUAUGGUCCUCAGUAAUAGUAAUCAGCUGUUUCUCAAGUCUGUGAGUCAAGCAGAUGCAGGACAGUAUGUGUGUAAAGCCAUCGUCCCCAGAAUCGGUGUUGGGGAGACUGAGGUCACUCUUACUGUCAAUGGUCCUCCAAUCAUCUCGAGUGAGCCGAUCCAGUAUGCCGUGAGAGGGGAAAAAGGGGAAAUCAAGUGCUACAUAGCCAGCACUCCACCACCAGACAAAAUCGUUUGGGCCUGGAAGGAGAACGUGUGGGAGAAGGAGCGAGGGACACUGUUGGAGAGAUACACGGUGGAGCAGAGCAGACCUGCAACACAAGGGGGCGCCGUUCUGUCCACACUCACCAUCAACAACGUGAUGGAGGCUGACUUCCAGUCCACGUACAACUGCACUGCGUGGAAUGCUUUUGGACCAGGAACCAUGAUCAUCACACUGGAGGAGACAGAUAUAGUGCCUGUAGGUGUGAUAGCAGGCGGAUCUGUUGGAUCUUCCAUUUUGCUUCUGCUUCUCCUGUUUGCUCUGAUUUUUUAUCUGUAUCGACAACGCAAAGGCAGUCGUCGUGGAGUGACGCUCAAGCCAGACAUUAAGGUGGAAACAGUGAACAAGGAGACCCACAAUCUGGAGGAAGAGGCCGCCAGCGCUUCAACAGCCACGCGAAUGGUAAAGGCUAUGUAUUCUUUUCUUCCCUCUGUCUCCCUCUCUCCCUCCACCCAGCCCUUCAAAGACGACAUGGACCUGAAGCAAGACCUCCAGACCGAAACACUGGAGCCCAAGGUGGAGGAGUAUGAGGCCAAGGACCCCACGAACGGCUACUACAACGUUCGAGCCACGACCCAUGAUGAGGUGCGCUCCUCCACCCGCUCACUGCUCUACCAGGAAUUCCGGGCACCAAAUCCUGCAUCAGUUUCAGCAUCGACCGGCGGCCCUGCCAACAUUCACCCCGCUCCUACAGGACGUUAUGAGGCCCGUCCCACUUCCCGAAUGGCUCACAACACCUACGCUCAUUUCAACACAAUCGCCAGGGCGUCACAAAUCCAGCCUCCACCCAACCCCGUCUCCAAAACCACAGACUAUCCUGCAGAGCGUGGCCUGCUGGAGUCCACCAAUCCACUAGCUUUCGACAGCUACGCCUACUCAACCACACCUCAAUACCGGUUAGGCUUUGCUCCGCCUUUGGAGGCGGGACCAGCCUAUGAAAUGUAUCCAACGGGACAAGGGGUGGGGACGAGUCAAGAUGCUAAUGUAGGGAAAUACCCAAGCUCCGCCCAGUUUCCAUAUUCAACCCCGCCCACGGAAUACUCUCAGAGACACACGCAACGAAUGCAGACUCAUGUGUGAGACUAAAAAAAGCACUUCCUUGGACGCAAAUAUAUGGUACACGCUGAUUUUUUUACACUAUAUGCAACACACACAAGUUUUCUACCUAUACAAAUACACAAUUGAGAGAAAAUUAAAGUGCCAAAUUAUUAACGAACCACAGCGGAAGAGGAAACCGCAAAAGGUCACAUCGUUGAAUGGAGGACAACAUGUCAACCGGGUUUAAAUUACAUUGGAUGGAAGAGUUUUCUACAUGGCAAAUCCAGUCCUCUAAAUCAAUGUUUCCCAACCAUGUUCCUGAAGGCACACCGACAGCACACAUUUUCAACAUCCUCCCAAUCAAACACACCUAAAUCAACACCUGUUGCAACAUUAGAAGAGACUCCAAAACCUGAAAUGAAUGGGUCAGAUAAGGGAGACAUCCAAAAUAUGUACUGUUGGUGUCCCUUAAGGAACAGAGUUGGGAAACACUGCUCUAAAUAUACAUUGAUGUCUGUGCCAAAAUGGGACACUGCAAAAGAGCCAUUAGCCAGUUUUCUUCGUGCGAGUCAAUAAUAUUGGCUGCUUCCUUUGAUAAAAGGCCAGUUAAAGGCUGGAGGGCAGCAGAAUUUGGCUGUGAAAGCCCAGUGAAAGCCUGAUUGCUGUGCGCACUGGAGUUUACUCCGGAUCAACCCAUCGCUACACUCAGUAAAACAAUAGUGUGGGAGUUGUAAGUGAACUCACACUGAUCUACAAUGUGACGUCGCAGAUUACGUGAGUUGAAGAAACUGCAGGUAUUGACAAUCGCUGAGUGACUAUACGGCGCGCUCACACUGCCGAGCUCCUCGCUGCCAGAUUCAACUCUUCUGAUGGGACGGAGAUGCGAGUAUCUGGGUAAACGCCACCAGUGCUUUUAACUCGCCAGUUUCUGUAACAUUGUAGGACUUUUUUUCUAUUUAAAAAAACAAAGGAAACAAACGGAUGCUACUCUCAGAGUGUCAAAGUGAGCUUACAGACUCUUCUCUGAACACACGCUCUGCCUCCUCCAAGAAAACCUCACGAGUAUUUGACGCUUCGUGUUUCUGUGUGUGUGUGAGAGAGAGAGAGAAUGUGUGUGUGCUCAUGUGACGUGGAGGAAAAUGUUGAAUGUGAAGAAUCUCUUUCUCCGAAGUGUCCAUGUAUUUGUCCUUCACACUUUCCAAGUAGAGUUAGAGUGCUUUUCCAUAUUUGUAUCGGAACUAAAUUGCAUUUGAAAGCGCUUUUAUAAUAUUUUUCUAAGACGGCUGUGAGGGGAUCGAGAUCGAGCGGUUUUUGGUACACGCAAUGUAAAGGAGAAAAUGAAAAUGUUUCUUUAUGAUUUGUCGACAUUAAGUAACGGGGUCAAUCAGAUCAUUUAAAAAAGAAAAACAAUAUUAAAGUUGAAGCAAUUAAGUCACGAGUCCAGUGUUCAGUGCGUUUCUUAUGGAAAAUAUAGAGGGGCUUUUAUUGUCUGAGCUCAAUUUGUUUUUGCUUUUUUAAUUUUGCCUAAUUUAGAUUUAAUCUCUUGAAAUUUUACAGGACUUUACUUUUGACAAUAUUAAAGAUAUGCAAUGAUCAAUAUAUACUGCUUAAAAAUAACAAAGGGAACACUUAACCCUUAACAUCAUCUGUUGGAGAUGUUUUCAUCAUGAUUUUGUGUCCUAAUUUAGCCAUAACUUUUCCUGUUUCAGCUAGCAAAAGAAUUUUUGGUGACAGUUUUUAUUUUGACACAUAUUUUGUGAAAAUGCUUUGAACAUUUAAAAAAACUCUGGAUGAAUUGAAUACCUUUUUGUUAUGUUCUGGAUUAAAACAUCCACUCAAUUAAACUGCUGUAAGAAUACAUCAGAUAAAUAUUGUUUUCAAAUUGUUUCGCAUAAAUCUGUUAAUCAACCUCAGUCCUGGGGCUCGUUCUUCGCUUAAAUAAUCUAAGAUGUUUUUGCAGAUCCUGGAUCUUUUAAUCUUGAUAACUGAUCUCUGGCUAAUUUGGUUCUUCAAACAAGUUUGUGAAUCAGAAUAAAAUGUCUGAAUGAAUUGACCUGAGAUCGUUGCAUGUGUUGUGAAGAACAGAUCUAUCGAUCCUCGAAAUCAUGAUCAGCAAUGCAACGAUUGGCUGGCGGCACAGCAGCGUAAUGACAUCAUCUGAUUAAUAUUCAAUUAUCCACGUAAAAUGACAUGAAAUUCGUAGUAAACGAUGUGUUAUGUAAAUAUGAUACGCAAAUACUUUCCACCUUUGUUGUGGGCUGCAGGCUUUACACUUUCAUGUGUCAAGACUCAAGACAUGUGUCAAGAGUAUUAAACAAUUUAUUAAGUUUUACAUUUAGAGUGGAUUUUCUUUAUUAUAGUAGCUUAGGCCUAUUUAAGAUUCUUAAUCGGCGUAAGGAAUAACUAGCUAUUUAAAUUAUUUUGCUAACCUAAUGAGCCUAGUUAAGCCUUUAAAUGUCACUUUAAGCUGUAUAAAAGUGUCUUAAAUAUAUCUA